Condylura cristata (star-nosed mole) is the source of this 1429-nucleotide messenger RNA. RefSeq names its product mitochondrial ribosomal protein S5 (gene MRPS5). The record is from RefSeq and is a predicted model, not a curated record. Gene Ontology annotation, biological process: translation. Gene Ontology annotation, molecular function: structural constituent of ribosome; RNA binding. NCBI's taxonomy places the organism in Eukaryota, Metazoa, Chordata, Mammalia, Eulipotyphla, Talpidae. The transcript has 12 exons. The coding region runs from base 10 to 1281 and encodes 423 amino acids. Gene Ontology annotation, cellular component: ribosome.
GGCCCCAGCAUGGCGGCGGCGGUGCGCGCCGCGGGCUGUCUGUCUGCACUGUGCGGCGUGCCGGCGGGACAUUUAUGGUCCAGGCAACUUUAUCUGCACACCUAUCCAGCAGCAUCUGUUUUGGGGUUGAAACCUGUUCUCAGCAAUGGAGUUGGAGACCGUCACUUCACCAGCUUGGCACGUGCCCUUCAGACGCAAUGCUGGAUUUCUCCUCCCAGUCACCUCAUGGGCCAACAGAGCAGAUCCUAUAGUUUCUUCACCAAAUUGACAGCAGAUGAGCUAUGGAAAGGUGCUUUAGCAGAGACUGGUGCUGGAGCAAGGAAAGGAAGAGGCAAAAGAACUAAGAAAAAGCGAAGAAAGGAUUUGAACAGGGGUCAGAUCAUUGGAGAAGGGCAUCAUGGCUUCUUAUGGCCUGGUUUGAACGUCCCUCUUAUGAGAAAUGGAGCCGUGCAGGCUAUUUCCCAGAGAAGCAAGGAAGAGCAAGAGAAGGUGGAGGCUGAUAUGGUUCAGCAGAGAGAAGAGUGGGACCGGAAAAGGAAGAUGAAGGUCAAACGAGAGCGAGGAUGGAGUGGAAACACAUGGGGGGGCGUCAGUCUUGGCCCCCCUGACCCGGGUCCCGAUGGAGAAACGUAUGAGGAUUUUGAUACCAGGAUACUUGAGGUGAGAAAUGUUUUCAAUAUGACAGCAAAAGAGGGAAGAAAGAAGUCAGUCCGCGUCCUGGUUGCCGUGGGGAACGGCAGAGGAGCUGCAGGUUUUGCCAUUGGGAAAGCCACAGAACGGAUGGACGCUUUUAGGAAAGCAAAGAACAAAGCAGUUCACUAUUUGCACUAUAUAGAACGAUAUGAAGACCAUACAAUAUUCCAUGACAUUUCUUUAACGUUUAAAAGGACACAUAUCAAGAUGAAGAAACAACCCAGAGGCUACGGCCUCCGCUGCCACCGGGCCAUCAUCACCAUCUGCCGGCUCAUUGGCAUCAAAGACUUGUACGCCAAGGUCUCAGGGUCUAUGAACAUGCUCAACCUCACCCGGGGCCUCUUCUAUGGGCUCUCCAGCCAGGAAACCCAUCAACAGCGGGCUGAUAAGAAGAGUCUCCAUGUUGUGGAAUUCCGGAAGGAAUGUGGCCCUCUGCCCAUCGUGGUCGCCUCCCCCCGGGGGGCCUUGAGAGAGGAUCCAGAGCCCGAAUAUGAUGUUCCAGACGUCAGGCUGGACUGGGAAGAAAUGAAGGCGGCACAGGGCAUGAAGCGUUCCGUGUGGGCCGGUCUGAAGAGGCCUGCCGCCUAGGCUGCCCUCUGGCCUCAUGCAGCCCCCCCACUCUGUCCACUACCUAGAGGAGACUCCACCCUACGUUGGAAUGCAACUUUUUUCCCCAAAGCCAACCUUCUUAAUUUAUAAAUAAUAAAUGUGACUUUAAUUUGUUUAGCACAUGCUA